AUUAUUAAAUAAAUAAAAAUACAAUGAGUGGACGUGGCAAAGGUGGUAAAAAGAGUGGGAAGUCUAAAACAAGAUCUUCAAGAGCAGGAUUACAAUUUCCUGUAGGAAGAAUUCAUCGUUUUUUACGCAAAGGCCAUUAUGCUGAACGUAUUGGUAGCGGUGCUCCCGUUUACCUUGCUGCUGUACUUGAAUAUCUAUCUGCUGAAAUUCUAGAGCUUGCUGGUAAUGCUGCCCGAGAUAAUAAAAAAUCUAGAAUUGUACCAAGACAUUUGCAACUUGCUGUUCGAAAUGAUGAAGAGCUCAACAAACUUUUAAGCGGUGUUACUAUAGCAUCAGGAGGUGUUUUGCCCAAUAUUCAGGCAGUACUUUUACCCAAGAAAACCAAAGAACCCCAAAGUAAAAGCUCUCAAUCCCAGGAGUAUUAAAUUAUGUGUUAAAGUUUUUUAAAUAAGGCAACAAACAUUCCUUUAUGAGGUUUUUUUAAUAGGUUUUCUGUUAUGUAAAGUUUUACGGUUUUUCUCUGAGAUUAUUGUUUUUUAACGCUGAUUUUUUUCAUAAAUAUAAAACUCAUGCAGAAAGAAAUUUACCUUUUAAAGAGUUGCAUGCUAUUUUGAAUGCUGUUGUAUUUUUUAACUUAAAAAGAUAAAUGUUUUUAAAA
This is a messenger RNA of Hydra vulgaris (swiftwater hydra), 658 nucleotides long. RefSeq names its product histone H2A. Gene Ontology annotation, molecular function: protein heterodimerization activity; DNA binding; structural constituent of chromatin. Gene Ontology annotation, cellular component: chromatin; nucleosome. Gene Ontology annotation, biological process: heterochromatin formation. The record is from RefSeq and is a predicted model, not a curated record. Lineage: Eukaryota; Metazoa; Cnidaria; Hydrozoa; Anthoathecata; Hydridae.